ACUCAAGAUGGCCGACAGGAAGCUCCGCCUCCCCCGUUGAUUACAUCCGUGCAACAGCUCUAUGGCCAGUAAUCUAAAGACUUGUAUUAGGAUUAGGUCCAAAGCGCAGGUUAACGAGCUUAAGUUUCAUGGACACUUGUGCUGCGGUCCCAGUCUUGAAGCAAUAGUCACUCCAUGGUGUCCUCUGGUACCACAACUUGCCCCACCUCCACGGCACUCAGUGCCUUACAUGCAAAUGCACUUGAUGAAAGAGUCCAGGAGUGAUACUGUUGAUGGCAUAUAUCAGAUAUACAAAGAUAGAGAUAAACUUGAAGUUCUCUUCAUUAUUGCUAGAGAGGAGCAACAGCAGCCAUUCUCAACUCCAGAUCUUCGUUUUAGGAUUAUAUAUAUUUCAAGGAGAUAUAAGAAAGAUGUACUGGAGCUGGCAGAGAAGGCAAGCGAUCUCGAAGUUACAGUCAAUAUCACAGAGUCUAAGAAUGAAG
Amphimedon queenslandica is the source of this 482-nucleotide messenger RNA. RefSeq lists its product as uncharacterized. The transcript is spliced from 2 exons. The record is from RefSeq and is a predicted model, not a curated record. The annotation marks the transcript as partial. Lineage: Eukaryota; Metazoa; Porifera; Demospongiae; Haplosclerida; Niphatidae.